GGGCGGGGCCGCGGCGUCCGGUUGCCUGGAUACCGCAGCGCAACAGUGCGGGCGGUUGCUGGCAGGGGCGGUUGGCUGUGGUUCCGAGGCGCGCGUGGAGGAGCGGGUCAGGGGCCGGGCCCCGCGAAACCGGCCUCUCGGCCCGCCUACGCACACGCGAUCCCAGCUCGGACCGGACUCGGGACCUCGGCGCGGCUGGGACCUGCCCUACGCCCGCCCCCCGAGGUGCAGCCGCGCCCCCCGCGCCCCCCGCGCCCGCCGGGCGGCCGGGCGCGAUGCCGCUGCCCGACACCAUGUUCUGCGCGCAGCAGAUCCACAUCCCGCCGGAGCUGCCCGACAUCCUGAAGCAGUUCACCAAGGCGGCCAUCCGCACGCAGCCCGCCGACGUGCUGCAGUGGUCGGCGGGGUACUUCACCGCCUUGUCCAGAGGGGACCCGCUGCCUGUGAAGGAGAGGGCCGAGAUGCCCGUGGCCACGCAGAAGACGGACACGGGGCUCACGCAAGGGCUCCUCAAGAUCCUGCACAAGCAGUGUGGUCACCAGCAGUUUGUGAGCCUGGAGGAGCUGGAGCAGAGGUGGAGGACCCUGUGCCUGCCCGUGGAGCGCUUCAAGGCCAUCUUGGAGCUGGACCCCUGCGAGGAGAAGAUCGAGUGGGUCAAGUUCCUGGCACUGUGCUGCAGUUCGCUGAGUGGGACGCUGAGCUCGGCCAUGCAGAACGUGUGUGAGAUCCUGACCACGGACGCGGAGGGCGGCCCGGCCCGGAUCCCCUUCGAGCUCUUCUCGGGCAUCUACCAGUACCUGUGGCGGCUGGAGAGGCCAGGGCCCGAGUCGGACAUGCAGGCCUACCUCGCCUCGCUGCGGACCACCAUAGACUCAAAAAAGACGGGCAAUCUGAUAGGACCCGCGGACUUCUUCUACCCGACGAAAAAGCUUCAGGCUCCCUGAGGAGACGGCUCAGCCGUGAGGAAGGCGCUUCAGGGCCCAGCACCAAAUACAGCUUGUCACCAAGCAGGGGCCCGUGUCCUUUUCUCAGAGACGGGCGCGGGGCGGAG
Sorex araneus (European shrew) is the source of this 1051-nucleotide messenger RNA. RefSeq names its product rhophilin associated tail protein 1 like (gene ROPN1L). NCBI's taxonomy places the organism in Eukaryota, Metazoa, Chordata, Mammalia, Eulipotyphla, Soricidae. The record is from RefSeq and is a predicted model, not a curated record. The transcript is spliced from 5 exons. The coding region runs from base 276 to 944 and encodes 222 amino acids.